AAGAGGAGGAGGAGAUGAGGGGUGUCAGGAAUUGACCUUGCGCACACUGGCCCCCCUAAAGCACCCAAAGGGUUUUGCUGUCACUGAUCUUCUUGUUUAGGGGGAACAGAGGAGCCCAUUCAGGCUUGUUCCACUAGGGGGGUCCUGGAGUUUGGCUUGGGAGUAGACCAGGACUUCCUGCUCUCAUCAUUACAAUGACUUUGGGAACUGAGAUGUGCGAUAACUCCCUCCUCUCUGAAGACACCGACAUCGAUGUGGUCGGGGACAUGAAUGCCAAGGAGGGCAAGUACUCUGACUACCAGUCAGACAACGACUCGGAUGACCCCCUGUCCAACAGGAGCCACCGAGGGGACGCUGCUUCUCCCGACCAGGACUCUAACCCCAGAGGCGUCGAGAAGAACCCCAAAAACACCCUGGUGAAGCCCCCCUACUCCUACAUCGCCCUCAUCACCAUGGCUAUCCUGCAGAGCCCCAAGAAGAGGCUAACCCUCAGCGAGAUCUGCGAAUUUAUCAGCAAUCGCUUCCCGUACUACAGGGAGAAGUUCCCAGCCUGGCAGAACUCCAUCAGGCACAACCUGUCCCUCAAUGACUGCUUUGUGAAAAUACCUCGAGAGCCUGGCAACCCGGGAAAGGGCAACUACUGGACCCUUGACCCCGAGUCCGCAGAUAUGUUUGACAAUGGCAGCUUCUUGAGGAGGAGGAAAAGGUUUAAGAGGCAGCAAAGUACUGAGAUCCUGAGGGACCCGAGCAGCUUCAUCCCAGCCUUUGGAUAUGGACCAUACGGCUACAACUAUGGGCUCCAGCUGCAGAACUACCACCAGCACCACCACCAUCACCACCACCAUCCAGGUGCCACCUUCCCCUUCCAGCCCACGCCCUGCCCUUUGCCCACCGUCACCUCGGUCUUCACCAGCCCUUCCUUGCCUGGAUUCAGCAGCGACCUGGGCAGGAAGUCUUUCUACUCCCAGCUCAGCCCCACCUUGCCCAUUCUUCAGACUCUGAAAGCAGACUCCCAAAGUCGGCCGUCCUUCUCCAUAGACAAUAUCAUCGGUCCGACCACUCCACAAUCGACCCCUACAUCGCCUUACACGACUCAGCCUGGGAGCCAGGCUCAGGUCAUAGCCAUGCUAACCCCUUCCCUGGGCCCCCUACAGAACCAUUUAAACUUGGCACACGAGAACGUUCUACAGACUCCACAGGACUUUCCUGGUAAAAUCACAAAUCUUAACAGCUGUCAUUUCUAAACAUAAAAAAAAA
Molecule: messenger RNA, 1257 nt
Organism: Nanorana parkeri
Lineage: Eukaryota; Metazoa; Chordata; Amphibia; Anura; Dicroglossidae
Gene: FOXD2
Product: forkhead box D2
Exons: 1
Coding region: 195-1244 (349 amino acids)
Biological process (GO): cell differentiation; regulation of transcription by RNA polymerase II; anatomical structure morphogenesis
Molecular function (GO): DNA-binding transcription factor activity, RNA polymerase II-specific; RNA polymerase II cis-regulatory region sequence-specific DNA binding
Source: RefSeq, a predicted model, not a curated record